AUGCCUGCCGGUGGCUGCACACUGCUCAGCGUGAUGCCUCUGCCUAUUCUUCUUAACACGGUGUUGGGCUUCCAGCUGUGUCCCAGCCACUGCCUGUGCUACGAAUCCUCCGACCUGGUGGAUUGCCAGUCUCGUGGUCUGGUCCAGGUACCCCCCAGUGUCCCCCAUGGCACCUGGCUGCUGGACUUGAGAGGGAACAAGAUGACUGAGGUACGCACCGGAUCCUUCAUAGGGCUGUGGUCUCUCAAGGUCCUCCUGAUGUCCAACAACAGCAUCCAAACUCUGCAGCCACAGUCCACCUUUCAGUCUCUGUCAUCACUGCAGUUUCUGGAGAGGCUGGACCUGAGUUUUAACCAGCUGCGUUGGCUCCCUCUGGCCUUCUCUCAGAGUCUGUCCUCCCUCCAGGAGCUCCGGCUGGACCACAACCUGCUGCAGCACUUGGACUCUGCUUCACUGAGUGAGUUUGAAAACCUGAGGAAACUGGACCUCAGUUACAACCGCAUCCGGGCCAUGGAUGUCAGGGCUUUCAGCAGCCUGGUUCGACUGAGCCUCCUCAACCUGGAAGGAAACCGGCUGAAUGUGCUUAAAGAUGGCCUGUUGAGCAGGCAGCAAAGCCUGGAGGUGCUGCUGCUCAGCCACAACAACAUCUCAGUGAUAGAGCCGGAAGCCCUAGCUCCUUUGCGGAGUCUGACCCUGCUGGGUCUCCAGGGAAAUCAGAUGGUGCACAUCAGAUUCAAGACCUUCAUGAAACUCCAGACCACCACCACCCACCUUCAGAUGUCCUCCAACCCAUGGACCUGCGACUGUGAGCUCCAGCGCGUCUUCAGCAAGAUCCAGCAUGUUCGACGACUGCACGUGUUCGACUACAAGGAUAUCGUCUGUCAUGCUCCUGCUCAGCAAGCCGGGAGCUCCCUGGCCUCGCUGGACAGCCAGCUGUGUAUUGCUGAGACGGCAUCUGUGCUCGUCAUCACCAUCACCGUGAUGCUCGCUGUGAUUGGUGCCCUGGUCAAAGCAGAGCACAACCGCAAGAACAAACAAACUGUAAGUGAUGCAGAGUCAGAGAGACAAGAAAAAUGAUGUUUUAUUCAUGACCAGGUGUUCUGAAGACUGAGAUGUGGGCUGGUACUGGAUGUUGUUGCACAAUAGGUUGUGAUCAACCACACAAGAUUAUGUUUUAAUCAGCCCCUAGACAACAUGGUCUGACUUCAAUUCUAUACAUCACCGUGGUGGACGAGGUAUUUAGAUCCUUUAUUUAUGUAAAAGUACUAAUACCUCACUGAAAAAAUACUCUGUUACAAGUAAAAUUACAGCAUUGAAAAUGUUACUUAAGUAAAAUUAUGUAAGUAUAAUCAGGAAAAUCUCCCUUGUGAAUGUUAUACUAAUGUUAAAUCAUGAGAUUAUUAUUACUCUAAUCCAACUAUUUUGUAUCAGACUGCAACUAAUAAUUAUUUUCAUUAUAAAAUCAUCUGCUGAUUAUUUUCUCCAUUGAGCGAUUGUUUAUAAAAAUUUUGAAGAUAGUGAUGGCGUCAGUUACCCAGAGCCCAAAGUGACACCUUCAUUAUGCUUUGUUUUGUCCAACCUUUAACAUUAUUAACACUACAUUCAAAUUAUUAAAAUAAAAAGCAGCAAAUCAAAGAAAUGUUUUUUAACAUGAAAAAUUUAUUCAACAAUCAAAAUAGUUGUCAAUUAAUUUUCUGUCAAACGAUUAAUCAUUUCAGCUGUACUUGUAUAAACUGUUGGGGAGUUUAAUUUAUAACAAAACAUCAUAUUUUAUAAACUCUUCAUAUGUUUUGUGUGUAAAAAGCUUAAUAUGUCAAGUAACCACUAAAGCUGUUAGAUGAACGUAGUGAAAUAAAAAGUACAAUUUCUCCCUUUAAAUUGUAGUGGAGUAGAAGUAGAAAGUGGCAUGAAGAGAAAACACUCAAGUAAAGUACAGGUACCUCAAAUGUAUACUGAAGUACAGUACUUCAGUAAAUGUAUUUAGUUACUGUCCACCACUGCCUUUUAAAAAUUUCUUUGAAUUACCUUGAUUUCCUGCUAUGUCUAUGCCUGCAAUGAGAGAGGAGGGAAAAGAUAAAAAGUACAGAAUAGCCCUUUAGAAGGAGAGAAAUUUGUUCCUUCCAGCUCUAUAGGUUUGCAACAACAAACAAUACGAUUACCUUUAAAAUUUGCACACACUUUUAAACGCCCGAGGUCCAAUAUUAAUUUUUAAUAUUUGGAAAGGGCUUUGCU
Molecule: messenger RNA, 2232 nt
Organism: Micropterus salmoides (largemouth bass)
Lineage: Eukaryota; Metazoa; Chordata; Actinopteri; Centrarchiformes; Centrarchidae
Product: slit homolog 3 protein
Exons: 2
Coding region: 1-1077 (358 amino acids)
Cellular component (GO): extracellular matrix
Molecular function (GO): protein binding
Source: RefSeq, a predicted model, not a curated record